Molecule: messenger RNA, 487 nt
Organism: Nilaparvata lugens (brown planthopper)
Lineage: Eukaryota; Metazoa; Arthropoda; Insecta; Hemiptera; Delphacidae
Product: V-type proton ATPase subunit G-like
Exons: 1
Coding region: 55-339 (94 amino acids)
Biological process (GO): proton transmembrane transport
Cellular component (GO): vacuolar proton-transporting V-type ATPase complex
Molecular function (GO): proton-transporting ATPase activity, rotational mechanism
Source: RefSeq, a predicted model, not a curated record
UCCACUUGUCUGACAAACUUGUACUAUAAAGAGGUAUUAAUUUUUAAAAACAUAAUGGCUAGUCAAACUCAAGGUAUCCAACAAUUAUUAACAGUGGAGAAAAGGGCAGCUGAAAAAGUAGCUGAGGCCAAGAAGAAGAAGGUCCGUCGUCUCAAAGAAGUCAAGGAGGAGACUCAGGAAGAGAUCGAGAAGUACAGAGCCGAGCGGGAGAAGCUGUUCCGCGAAUUCGAGGCUAAACACAUGGGCUCCAGAGAAGACGUGACUGCUCACAUUGAGGCCGACACCAAGAUUAAAAUUGAUGCCAUGAACGAAGCCAUUGUGGGCACAAGGAACAGGUAAUCAAGAAAAUUCUUGAACUGGUCUACGAUAUCAAACCAGAAGUUCAUGUCAAUUACAGAGCCGGAGAGCACAAGUGGGUAAAAACGUUUUGGGCUAUAAUUCUGUAUUCAAUAACUGUUGUUGCGAUUAGAAAAUAUAUCUAUAUACU